UCUCUUUCUCUCUUCUGAUCUCUCUCUCUCUCGUCUCUGCUUUCUCUCUGUCUUGAACUGCAUGUGCAGCUCUUUCUCUCUUCUGAUCUCUCUCUCUCGUCUCUGCUGUCUCUCUCUCUUGAACUGCAUGUGCAGCUAUCUACUUGUCAAUUUGCAGUGAGUGUACUGGGAAGUUUUUUAGGAGUAUUUGUGUUGUAUAUGUUUACUAGACUUUAUAGUCAGUUAGUGGGUGUAUUAUAUUCUCUCAGUUAGUGGGUGUAUAUAUAUUAUAUAUAGAAUCAUAGAUAUUGUUUACUGGACUGCAUUUUGUAAAUUUUGUGAAUUAUGUUUUAUCUCCUUUGUUUGUAUAGAUAUUGUAGAUGUCGAAUAGAACGGAUCCUGCUUGGAAGUAUUCAAAGAGACAUGAAGAUAAUAAGUUCAAAUUCACAUGUAAUUUUUGUAACAAAGUGGUUACUGGGAGUGUUUACCGAGUGAAGCUACAUCUUGCUGGAGGAUACCCUGAUGUGACUUCAUGUCCUAAUUGCCCAGAACCAGUUAAAGAGGAGAUUAGGGCAUUUAUCUAUAAGAAAAAGGAGACGGCAUCUAGCAUAACUCCACUUCCAGAUUUUGAUGAAAUGGGCAAUGAGGAGGACAUUGAUGAGGAUGAGUUUUAUGUACAAUCAAAGCCCCGUCCUAAGAGGCCUGUUGCCACUGCUACCUCUGGCUCCAAGUUCCGACUUAAGAAGCCCAAGACCAAAUGGCCUAUGGAUGCUUACUUCACCCCUGACCCAGAGAUCGAGGUAGAGAAUAGGAGAAGUGGUAAACAACCUAAAGUUGAUGAUAAUACGCCGCAAAAGAAGUUAUUGAAAGAGCGGGUUCAUCAAGCUAUUGCGAGAUGGAUUUACGAUGCUGGAAUACCUCUCAAUGUUGUCAAUGUGGAGUCCUUUGAACCAAUGAUUGAGGCUAUUGGGCAAUAUGGCCCUGGUUUAACACCGUCGACUUAUUAUCAAGUGCGUGUCCCUCUUCUUAAAAAAGAGGUGGAAAAUGUGAACAAACAAAUGGAGGACCACAGAAGGAGAGAGAGGAAAAUGGAUGCACUCUUAUGUGUGAUGGAUGGACGGAUCGAAAGAAUAGGUCAUUGAUAAAUUUUUUGGUUAAUUGUCCUAAAGGUAGCAUGUUUAUUGAAUCGGUUGAUGCAUCAAGUCGUGCCACAACCAGGGACAGCAUGUAUAGGUUGCUUGAUGAGUAUGUGGAGCGAAUCGGAGAAGCUAAUGUGGUCCAAGUUGUCACGGAUAGUGCCGCAUACAAUAAGAUGGCAGAGAAGUUGUUAAUGGCAAAAAGACCACAUUUGUAUUGGACUCCAUGUGCUGCCCAUUGUUUGGAUUUAAUGUUGGAAGACAUUUUCAAGUUGCCAUACUUGAAGAGGACAUGGGAAAGGGCGAUCAAGGUACACGGUUAUAUCUAUAACCGUCCGACAUUGUUGAACAUGAUGAGACACUUUACCCAAAGAAAAGAAUUGAUUAAGCCAGCAAAGACUCGUUUUGCAACAGCUUGUUUGACUUUACAAAGGGUUUAUCAACAAAAGAAUAACCUAAGAAAGAUGUUCACAUCAGAGGCUUGGAGUAAGAGCAAGUGGGCAAAGGAGGCGGACAGUAAAAAGGUAGCUGAAAUAAUGUUGUCGCUGUCAUUUUGGAACAAUGUCUUGUUGGCCCUAAGAUUUGCAUGUCCUCUUGUUAAAGUACUUCGUUUGGUUGAUGGUGAAGAAAAACCCGCAAUGGGAUACAUCUAUGAGGCCAUGGAUAGGGCCAAAGAAACUAUUAUAAACACGUUUGGCGGAGAUGAAGACAAGUAUAAAACUGUGUUUGAAAUCAUUGAUGCGAGGUGGGAAGUGCAAUUGCAUCAACCUUUGCAUGCAGUAGGCUACUAUUUGAACCCUGCAUUUUUUUACAAGGAUGGUACAAGGAUGAAAGCUGAUAAAGAGGUAUGGAAGGGUUUGGUGGAUUGUAUUGAAAGGCUGGUACCAACUGAGAGGAUGCAAGAUGAAAUUCUUCAUCAACUAGCAUUAUAUGAGGAGGAGGAGGGAAUCUUCAAAAAGGACAUGGCAAUUAGGCAAAGAAUUACAAGGUCACCAGUUGAGUGGUGGAAGUUAUUUGGUCGUGAAACUCCUGAAUUGCAAAAAUUUGCCGUCAAGAUCCUUAGCCUUACUUGCAGUUCAUCCGGAUGCGAGAGAAAUUGGAGUGUGUUUGAACAUGUGAGUGUUACAUUAAGGGAUUUCUAA
This is a messenger RNA of Rhododendron vialii, 2257 nucleotides long. RefSeq lists its product as uncharacterized. The record is from RefSeq and is a predicted model, not a curated record. NCBI's taxonomy places the organism in Eukaryota, Viridiplantae, Streptophyta, Magnoliopsida, Ericales, Ericaceae. The transcript has 3 exons. Gene Ontology annotation, molecular function: protein dimerization activity. Bases 1082 to 2257 code for a protein of 391 amino acids.